AUGGCGGUGAGAACAAGCGUCCUACAAAAUGACUUUUUAGCUCAACUCCAAAAAGCUGAUAAUUUUGGUUUUCAUGCUUCACCAUCAUCUACUCGUCACUCAAUUGGGCAAUAUGCGCGAUCUUCGAAAUCGCUGAGGUUUUGGUCAACUGCUCAGAUAUAUCCAAAUGUGGUCGAUGAAUCUGAUGUGUGGAAUGAACCGGAAAGAAAGAAACAGCGAAUAUCGGAUUUUAUGAAAAAAUUGAUUCCCACACGACUUAAAGCUUGUAUUGCCGGAUUUCUUCUCGCAACUGUGUUAGCUGGUGCGACGAUUGGUGUACUACUUGGAGUUUAUUUGAAUCGAGGUUCCACAUCGAAUUUAGCGUCAGUCACUUGUACAUCGAUGGAGACUGGGACAACAGUAGCUGGUCUCAACGGAUCAGGAAGUAACUUAAAUCAGCUGAAUUUUCCUAAUGGCAUAUACGUCGAUGUAAAUUAUAACGUAUUUGUGACAGAUUUCUACAAUAAUCGUGUGAUGAAAUGGGUAGCCGGUGCAACUGAAGGCGUUGUAGUUGCUGGGGGGGGUAUGGUUUAG
Messenger RNA from Didymodactylos carnosus, 573 nucleotides. The record is from the annotation of a GenBank genome assembly. NCBI's taxonomy places the organism in Eukaryota, Metazoa, Rotifera, Eurotatoria, Philodinida, Philodinidae.